AAUAAUAAAAAUGCCAAAUCUUUUCGUAUAAGUAACGAUAGGUACGAAAUUAGGUACGUAAAGCCUUUAGAGUUGAGUUUUUUGCUAGAUACGAGAGGAUCAAAAACAUAGCUAUAUCCAAAAAGAUGAUCGGAAGAGAUGCUGCUUCGAUUCCCAACGUUGACUUACCAUCUACAACGGCGGGAUCACGAGUUUCAGCAUCGUUGCCAUACCGACGGAAAGGUCUUGUUAACGCCCGACAGGGAGAUGUUUUCUACGGCGAAGAUGACGUGGCAGAUUUGAUGUUUAGAGAAGACGAAGUGGAACAAGACUCGGUGAUGAGAGCUUACAGAAGUGACGAAGCUAUGAGAUCUAUUCAAGAUACGAGAAGACGAGAAAGAAGAAGAAGCUUCUUUUGCUUUGAAUGUUUCGACUUUCUCAUGCUUGUUUUCUCUAGAAAUAGGAACUAAUUAACAUACAUCUUGUAAAUUCUACUAGUCUUUUCUUGUUAGCUUUUUAAUUCAUCCAAAUUUAAUUAAAAACCAAAAAAAGUUCUUUUAAAUUGAUUGAUAAUUUGAUGAUAUGAACGACAAGAGUUUUUGUUACUGUUAUUUUAUAACAACAGAACAUUGCAAAUACAUAUGUGCGUUCAACGUUGACUAGAAAUUUGAAACCAGAGGUAGAUUUUACAACAGGUUACAAAUACCUUAAGUGGUUCUCUUUGGCGUCGACUUGUGAGCUUCGUUUGUUUUAUUUGCUUACUUCUUUCUUUCAUACCUUCUCUUGAUCAUGUUGGUUUAUCUCUUCGUUUUAUUUUUCGUCCUCUGGUUUGUAUUGAUUUCAUUAUGUGGGUUUGUGCUUUUCUCUUGUUUUGGAGGAUUUGGUCUUGCCGGUAUCCAAAAACGAAUUACCCAAAAUUACAUGAAUUGCCAAAAAUAUCCAUGAUUGUCCGAAUUUUAUUAUCAGAGAUUAUCCGUAUAUUUUCAUUUGGUAUAUCCAAAACUACCUGUGUUACUUGAUAUUUUCAUCCGAGGAGAAUUUUAAUCUGAAAUAAUCGGAAGUGCUCUAUAUUCUUACACGAACUAUCUACAAUACAUGAGGAAGAGAUUUUUUAUCUUAAAUAGUCAGAAUUACUUUAUAUUUUCUUCCGAACAUCCGAAGUUCCGAACAAUCCAAAAAGGAAGGGGAGUGUCUUUCCAAGAAGGUGAUUUUGAUGUCUACAUGACAUCUUUGAAUAAUCUCGACUUUUUCCUACGCGAAAUACCAUUAUAAAACUUUUACCAUGCGACUUUUCCUAACGAGCUCUAUUGUUUUAUAGGUCUAUCUUCAUCAUCGUCUACUUCAUCUAUUGAACUUCCAGAUGUGCUAGCCCCAUCAAUAUAGGUUAUCGCAUCUAUAUAUUUGAAUGGAUUUGUUUUUAAAGAAUAUUUUUCAUGAUUUUUUUUAGAAUGAUGCAUUCAUUGAUUCCAUGAUGGUAUUGAUGUGAAUGUACGAUAUAUUAUUUACUGAAAAACGAUAAGCAUUUGUGUUUUAUACAUAUCCAAUUAAGAUACAAUUCAUGGUUUUAGAUACAAUUCUGAGGUAUUUAUUCAAGAGUACAAUAGUUUUUCAAAUCUCAUAUGGUAUAUACUGUCUGUUAGCUUGAGUGGUAGUUUGUAUAGGAUAUAUUUUGUGGUAAGCAGUGGUGAGUAGUGCUUUCCCAGUCACCCCUUCCUAUAUUCCGAUCAAUCCUAAUUUAUCCAAAAAAAAUUCCCAAUAAAACAUCAAUCUUAUAAGAAUCAGCUGGUCAAAUUCAAAAUUAAUUACAAAUUUAUAGUUACUCAUUAGAGUACCAAGUAUCAUAUUCUUGUUCCUGUUUGAAGUCAUCUUCAACAUGAUUUUUCCAAUACAUUCACCCUUAGAUUGUGACAAGUUUCCCAUAUCUUUAGUUGAUCACAUUUCUUGCACUUCUAAUAUGUAUGAAAAUUUCUUUUCAGUGCAAAUGUAUGUAGUGGCAAUGUGGCAUGUAUUGUACCACCACUCUUUAGGGGUUUUCUUCAACCAUAUUAGUUUAUGUGACUAUAACACAUAACUCAGCUUCAAUCGGAUUUGCUUGAUUUUCAUUCAUAGUCUUCUUAUGACAUUCUAAAAGAUUUAUGAUCCGACUUGCCACAACUUUUAUACUUUCCAGUUGAUUUAUUCUUCAUGGAAACUCAGCGCCAGUCCAACUAUAUUGGAGCUCUCAUUCUGUGUGAUUAAAUAUACUUAGUUUUAAAAAAAUUGGACAAGGCUUGGACUAGGCGGCGGCUUCUAAUGACUUCAUAGCGGACCGGUCCUGUGGAAACAAACUUAAAUUUAGUGAAACCUUGAUGAACAAAUUUAAUAGGUCCAACUUUAUUAGGUCUUGCCUUUCUUUUUCCCUUAUUUUAGUACUCAACCACAUUCACAUUAUGAAUGUGAAUUGAUCCUUCUUUCUCGAGUUUCAGUGACUCAUUUUAUAGCCUGAUGAUCAUGUUUACCAAAGGCUUGUAAGAAACAUGGUUUUGAAGUAUGCUAAACUUGCUAAACGUAGUUUCAUGUUUCAGUUGUUGCUAAAAAAAGAAGUUUCCAUGUUUCAAUUGAAGAAGGUAAUCAAUUCAUAU
Messenger RNA from Brassica napus (rape), 2600 nucleotides. RefSeq lists its product as uncharacterized. Lineage: Eukaryota; Viridiplantae; Streptophyta; Magnoliopsida; Brassicales; Brassicaceae. The record is from RefSeq and is a predicted model, not a curated record. Bases 126 to 449 code for a protein of 107 amino acids. The transcript has a single exon.